Messenger RNA from Colias croceus (clouded yellow), 1134 nucleotides. RefSeq names its product protein rolling stone-like. Gene Ontology annotation, cellular component: membrane. The coding region runs from base 192 to 1010 and encodes 272 amino acids. The transcript is spliced from 4 exons. Lineage: Eukaryota; Metazoa; Arthropoda; Insecta; Lepidoptera; Pieridae. The record is from RefSeq and is a predicted model, not a curated record.
ACAUGUAAAUAAACGGAACCACAAUCUCACUAGCGCUCUAUUCUCAAAUUACAUCGGUGUACGACACGUAAUAUAACUUUAUCACAAAUCUUAUCAGUGCGAACAGCUGUAUCUCACUACAGGUACGCACACAAAUCCAGCGUGCAGUAUACAUGUGAAUUCCGCUCGUAAUAAUAUUGAUUUUUGCGCAAAUGGGUGCCACCAAGAAAUAUUUUAAGCGACAGUUCAAAACUCAAAUGUUCAAGUUAGAGUAUGAUGAUGCGUCUGAUUUCUACCUGGGAUGUUUUCAAAAGAACCGAUCAUGUGUGCCGCUGUUGCUUUUGAGGGCUCUUUUAUUUUUUGGUUCUGUUGCUAUCGUGAUAGCAUCUAUAGUGCUAACUGUAGAGGCUGGGAAAGGCGCCCAUUGGCCCAUAUAUUUGACACACUGGGGACUAGUCAUGAUGAUGAUCUCUACUGGCUUUGGAUUCGCAAUCUCUGUAGUUACAUAUAUCAAAGGACCUAUUGAUGGAACUUUCGGGUUGCCCUGGUAUGUGAAAGCAUACUGGGUGCUAUACAAUAUUGCGCUACCAUUGGCCCUGUUUAUUACAAUCUUCUACUGGGUAUUUUUGGCCGGGCUAGCAGACAGUGAAGAAGCAGCGGAGUUAGAGCUUGCGGUGAACGAGGUGCUUGAUAUUUUCAUCCACGCCAUAAACAGCGUGGUUAUGGUAUUAUUGCUACUGAUUGCAAGACAGCCUGUGUUCAUACUGCACUUCUACCAAGUCUUCGGCUUUGCACUGGUGUACAUGUUCUUCAGCCUUAUCUACCACUUUGCUGGUGGAGUUGACCAAUUUGGUCUACCAUACAUCUACCCCGUGCUCGACUGGAACCAGCCCGGCAUAGCCGUCCUUGCGGUGCUGUUCUCUGCUAUCCUGAUCAUCAUCAUCCACUUCCUGGUUGCCCUUCUAGUGCAAGCGAGGGACGCUAUCGGCAAAUGUUAUAGGAAAGACAAUGGAUUUAGUUUGGCCAGCUAGUUCCAUAAUAUCGAAUUUAUUAGUGUUAUUCUGAGGAAAGGGUGUAGUACAACAUGUACCACUAAAGAUAAGCCAGUACAUUGUAAAUCCCACAGUAAAUUAAACCCAUUAGAAACAUCAGAAA